This is a messenger RNA of Anneissia japonica, 4377 nucleotides long. Its product is annotated as protein diaphanous homolog 2-like. The record is from RefSeq and is a predicted model, not a curated record. Gene Ontology annotation, molecular function: small GTPase binding; actin binding; microtubule binding. Gene Ontology annotation, cellular component: actin filament; cytoplasm. Lineage: Eukaryota; Metazoa; Echinodermata; Crinoidea; Comatulida; Comatulidae. Gene Ontology annotation, biological process: actin cytoskeleton organization; actin filament polymerization.
CUAAAAAUGGAUUUGAUGAGUAAGCUGUUGGCAUAAAUCGUGGAAUAUAAAUAGGAAUACUUAUGUUGGAUUUAUACAUUCAUAUUUGUGACAAUAUACGAAGAUGGACAAAAAGGAUCCUACAAAAAGACACAGUUUUUUUUCUUCCGGAAAAGAUAGGAAGUCAAAGGGCAAAGUACCGAAAGAUAUUGUAAGGCUCAGCACUGAUAAAAUUGCUAGGCCGAUGUCAUUGGUGACACAUGAAGCAAAUGGAGAGGGCGUACCCCAGGGGCAGGAGGACCCGGACACCUUCACGUACCAAAACCUCACAGACCAGGAAGUUAGUGCUGCUUUUGACCGAAUGUUGGAAGAUAUGGGAAUCUAUGGAAAGAAAGCCGAUCCAUUGCGAAAUAGGGACAUGACAAUGAAACGAGAAAUGGUCGUUCAAUACAUGAAAAGAACAGGCUCCACACGGAGUGAUAAGACGUACCAGACUCCGGGUGACUUCAUCGAUGGUUUGCGACAGUACAGUGCCACGGAUUACGACCAUUUACUACCAAUACUGAAAGCUUUACGCGUGGCACUUGCCAGUAACACGAUCAGCUGGGUGAAACAGUUCGGAGAUAAGGGUCUCGGGCUCAUUAUCGAUAUAACCGAAGCAUCUUUUUCAAAGACGACCCACAAAUCAGUUGACAGCAAACAUGAGUGUAUCAAAUGCCUCAAAGCAUUCAUGAACAACGGAUUUGGCAUCUCCACAGUGUUUAAAAACGACCGGGUGCUGGUGGAUGUCGCCAGCUGUAUUAACCCCAGAUUUGAGAACUUAAUGACAGAUGCCCUCAAGGUCAUGGCACCUGUCUGUCUGGUCCCUGAUGGGCAUUAUAAGGUACUGAGUGCUCUGUCAGAGGUACAGGAGCUUAGGAACAGGCCUCGCUUUCUUCCAAUCAUUGAGGCAUUGAAGAAGGAAGAUUCACCCCAGCUAAUGAACUUCAGCAUGCAGUUCAUAAAUGCUAUCAUCAGUACACCAGAAGAAAUGGACUUCCGUUUACACCUCCGAAAUGAGUUCAUGAGAACCGGUCUUAAAGAUAUAAUACAGGAUUUAAGAGACACGGAGAAUGAUGACCUGCAGAUCCAAAUGAAUAUUUUUGAUGAACAUGAAGAAGAUGAUACUGAGGAAUUCCUACAACGAUUUCAAAAUAUCAAGUGUGAAUUUUAUGAUAUUGAAGAUGUGUUCAAGAUGCUUAGACAGAUUGCAGUCGGCUCUCCAUUUGAAGCGGAUCUGCUAUCUAUCCUUCAACACCUGUUGCUCAUCAGAGAAGACCCAUAUGCAAGACCUCAGUAUUACAAGUUAAUUGAAGAAACAAUAAGCCAGAUUGUUAUGCAUAAGAAUGGGUGUGACCCAGACUUUGUGGCUAAGAAGGUCAUCGAGUUUGAUAUUGAACCUUUAAUCGCUGAUCUUACGGAGAAGGCUAAGUACGAUGAGCUAAAUGGCCAGAUCGAAAAAUUAGAUAAAGAUUUUCAACGUGAAUGUACCCUUCGACUAGAAUCAGAGGCAAAGUUAACAACAAUAGAGAAAAAACUGGAAGAGAAGGAGAAAGAAAUAGAAGAGCUCAAAGCUCAGAUUGCUGCAGGACCUGUCUCAAUCCCUAACCCAGGAGGUGUCCCAGUAUGUGGACCACCGCCUCCUCCGCCACCUGGAGGAGUGCCACCUCCACCACCACCUCCUCCAGGUCCUGGAGGGGGUCCUCCACCACCCCCACCUCCCCCAUUCCCAGGAGGAGCUCCACCUCCUCCUCCUCCACCAUUCCCAGGUGGUGGGCCACCACCCCCACCACCAUUCCCUGGCGGAGGUGCACCACCACCACCACCAGUACCAGGGGCACCUGGUGCGCCACCGCCCCCGCCUCCUCCUGGGGGUAAGACAGGGUUCUCACCGUUUUCACUGUUUUCACCUGGGUUGCCUCACGGCAUGAAAGACAAGAAAAAAUAUAAUCCUGUACAACCAAUGAAACGAGCAAAUUGGAACAAGGUAAACCCUAAACAAUUAAAAAAGAACUCAUUUUGGGUCAAAGUUCAGGAAGAAUCAAUGGAAGAUGAGGAAUUCUUUAAUACACUUUCAUCUGCAUUUGCAUCAAAACCAGGUAAAAAACUUGGUGGUGGAGAUGGUGGAAACAAUAAGAAAGUCCCUGCUAAAAAAACCAAAGAACUCAAAGUACUGGACGCCAAGUCUGCACAGAAUCUUGCUAUCCUUCUUGGAUCACUUCGCAUUCCACACGAAGAAAUGAAACGACGAAUCUUGGAGGUCGAUGACCUGUCUGAACAAAUUCUCUCGUCACUGAUAAAGAACCUGCCUGAACCGGAGCAAAUCACCGCUGUCUAUCAACUAAAGGAUCAGUAUGAUGACAUGACUGAUGCAGAACAGUUCUGUUGCACUAUCGGUGGUAUCAAGCGUUUAGUCCCACGCCUACAGUCAGUCAUGUUCAAGAUGCACUUUGAAGAAGCGAUAGGUGAUAUCAAACCUGACAUUGUCAUUGGAACCAAGUCUUGCGAGGAGUUGCUACAAAGUAAAAAGUUUGGCAAACUCUUGGAGUUGGUGUUACUUAUGGGAAACUAUAUGAACGCCGGGUCAAGAAACGCACAAUCAGUUGGGUUUGACCUCAGCUAUUUAACCAAGUUGCGUGAAACGAAGUCUGCAGAUAACAAGAUGAAUUUGAUGCACUUUUUGGCUGAAACAGUUUCAACAAAAUACCCUGAGGUUGUGGGCUUCACGGAGGAAAUAUCUCAGGCAGACAAGGCUGCUCGAGUGUCUGAAGAGAACAUUAUGAAGAGUCUUCAUUCAAUGGAGAAAUCAAUCAAAGAUCUUGAGAAAGAUUUGAAGGCGUUCAAACCAGCGAAGGAGGGCAAUGACCGGUUCAAGGAAGUGAUGUCAGACUUUGUCGGUAAAGCAAGGACAGAAUAUGACACACUCAAAACAAUGGCAGAAAAGAUGCAUAAAUUGUUUAAGCAACUUGGUGAAUAUUUUAGUUUCGAUACAAGUAAAAAGAAUUUUGAAGAAUUCUUUGGUGACAUGAAAAUGUUUCUUGAAGCAUACAAGGUGUCGUUAAAAGAAAACGAAGCCAGAAAGCAACUUCUGGAGAAAGAAAAGAAGAUGAAAGAAGCGAAAGAGAAAGCUGAGAAAGAGAAGAAAGCAAAGAAUAACCGAACAAAACUGGUAGACAUCAAUGGUGAAAAUGAACAAGAGGGUGUGAUGGACAACCUGCUAGAGGCUCUCAAGGAUGGUAGUGCGUUCACGCGAGCUGACAAGCGAAAACGUACCCCUAGGGCGCAUGGAGCCGAAAUGUUGCAUUAACAGCCAGGGACCCAGAAUGAUCCUGUUUAACCUGAGCAAAACAGAACCAAACUAGAACAAUCCAGUGUACUUGCAUUUAUGAUGCUGCUUGAGUCAGAGAAGAAAACCAGAUUGUUCCAGUUCAAACUAGUUGUUACUAGUAUAUGAACAUGGAUAUCAGCAGCACCAAGAAGUUUUUUUUUUUUUUAAUCACUUGAAGAAUUAGCAAAAUGUUAACUGUUACCUUAUAUGAAGACGAUAGAAUCAGGUUACGGUUUACUUGCAAUGUGAGGGCGGUCUCCAUGAUAAACAGUAUGAAAUGUAUCAAUCAAAAUUUUAAACAAGUGACAUGUUUAAAAAAAUGUUCAUAAGAAUUAGCAAAUCUGCAUAUUUUUAAUAAUGCUAAUCUAUAUUACAUCCUUAAAUCAGUAAUACUUAUGGAUCAGUAUUUUUGUUAAUUGCAGUUUUUAUAGUCAAAUCUGUUACACCAACAGAUGAAUAUUAUGUACAGAAUUUGAUAUGAUUAUAGACAUUUCUAAUCAUUUUUGCAAAUGUGAAAUUCUUUUUAAAAAAAUGUCUUUGCAGUAUGUCCAUUAUGUAUGACAGCACUACAAAGUUCUGUCAUUUGCUUAGCAGGUUGUACAUAUGUAGAUAUUUUGGACAUUAUAAGGAAUAUUUCGCUUGUGUCAUUGGGCAAGGCACUUCACCUAUGGUUGUGACUUGUCUCUCUCCACUCAGGAGUGGAGACCUGGUAAGUUCAAGCUCAAAAUGCAUUGAUUAAAGCUUGAUAUAACCGGGGCUAACAAUGUGAAGCACUUAGUGUAUAUAGGCAUUAGUAUAAUACCAUUCCAUAACUAAGUUUUGUCUCCAUCACCCCUCAAUUCUUUCCACUGAGGAACUUCCAUUAUCUUAAAAUAUAUACCACAUCUUAACAUAUACAUUGGCUUCCUAUUUUACUUUUUAUAUAGAUUUUGAUCACAUAGAUUUAAAACCAAGUAUACUGACUUGACUAAGUUAAGCACUAGAAUCUAAUUAGCAUACAAUAACUCAAACAAUUGCUGCCACUUAAAAAU